Messenger RNA from Ostrea edulis (European flat oyster), 3611 nucleotides. RefSeq lists its product as uncharacterized. NCBI's taxonomy places the organism in Eukaryota, Metazoa, Mollusca, Bivalvia, Ostreida, Ostreidae. Bases 63 to 1376 code for a protein of 437 amino acids. The transcript has 6 exons. The record is from RefSeq and is a predicted model, not a curated record.
AUUCCAUACCUCAUUACCGUGUGUAGUUUAUAUGCAAUGAUGGAGGAAAUUGUGCAUAAACCAUGAUGUUCAUCGCAUCUUACGUAUUUCUCUUCUGUUUACAUUUUGUUCAUUCAAAAGCUGGACUCGGGACAGGAGUCUGCAGUCGUGAUCCUUUGAGAUGCUGUCCGAAUUAUCGACGUGACGGUACAUUCUGCAAUCCUUGUGAUGAAGGUACCUAUGGACACAAUUGCUCUGGAGGACAGUGUAUUUAUGGAUCGUAUGGAUUUGGAUGUUUAAAGAAGUGUAACUGUUCACGUGAUCAGUUUUGUGACGUAAUUACAGGAUGCUCAUAUAAUACCAGUGACGAAACAGAAACAAGUGGAGGAAUAUGGACGGUGAAUGUACCCUUCAUGGCCGUCGGUUUUGCCGGAGCAGUCUUUUUGGUGGCUAUUGUCGUUAUUCUUGUGAAGAGACAGAGAGUGAUGAAUGUGACUACCCAAGGAUUUUAUCUGGGAGUAAGCAGGCAAGUUGCUGAUACCACCUCUGAAAGCUAUAUGAGAGUGGAAGAAAAUAUCUACGAUGAACCUGAACUUGUUUCUUUGGAUUACAUUGAUCCUGUUGAUGAUAGCGAUAAAAAUAACUAUAUCACGAACAUGCAUGACAUACCACGAGAAGAAAGAGAAGAUAGGACGAAAGAAAAAUCUACAGUACUGUCCCUUCUCAUGAGGAAAAGAAAGGAAUCUGAAUUCGAUAAAGUGGACAGGGGAUACAUAGAUAUUAUGGAAAUUGGUUCCGGUACAGAUUCGCUUCCAGCAUCACCACCACUGAAAACAUUAACUACAACAUCAACUCUCCCACUACAAACGACAUCACAAUUAACAACAGAACCACCAGCACGAUUUCCACCAGUAGAAAAGAAAAAAAAUCAAUUGACGACGGCACUUUCAAAAGAAUUUCACCAAUCAGUAGCACGUGAGACAAACACCACGACACAACCAACUGUCGCAAAAGGAAAUACAAGCACAUCACCUUUAGACUCAGCAAUAGAUACACAAUUACCAACAUCUCUUGGAGUGAAAGUAACAAAACAGCCAUCAUCUCCAUUCACCAUCACAACAGAAAUAGUAACACGGCCACAUUCAGCAAAACCAGAAACAACCAACCUAUCACCAGUAGCACUGAUAAAAUUACCGUCAGACACCCUAUCAGAACCAAUAAAAACGACAUAUUCAACCACACUACAUAUACCACGUACAAGAAAAAACGUAAAAACAAAGAAAUUUUUGCAACCACAACCUACUACAACAGGACAACCAACGACAACAAGACAAACCAAUUCAAAAAGCAUACAGUAUAUGAUAGAUUUUCACGAAACCGCACAGAGAAAAAAAUAAGUUACAUUUCAUAUUUCAAGACUUAUAAUACAUACAUGUGUGGACGUCUAUGUAUACAUUCAUUAUGAUAUGUGUGUACAUUGUAUAUACAUGUACAACACUUAGCUUUCGCUUACUGUUCCAGAAAUAAUUUAUGCGAAUAGUGUAGACAAAUAUUUUCAAUUGACUAUACAUUUCCAAAUCACCAGCAUCAUCAUUAAUAAAAGACAGUAAUGAGAUGGUGGCAAAUUGGUUUCGGUGGUAAAAUGUUCUCGAUAAUAGUUCUACCUGUGUGGAAACUUGUCGCUAUUUCGACUUUUGUCAAUUGUGUCUGGAGAAGAAAUUAAACAACGAAAUACAUAACGGGGGAUUUGAACAAGAAACUACACAUAUUAAUAUUGGUCUAGGCUUGAAAAUUCUUAUUCUUCUGUUUCUGUCAAUCUUUAGAAGGAUGAUGAGGUCCAGGUCUUAAUGGUAGGACAGACACCGUUGGAAAAUUGCAAGGAAAAAUACUUUUUUUCCCGAACAAAUUCUAAAUUCUCUGCGGUUUUUUCCUAUAAUACUUUUAUCAACUAUCUGCUGAAAGUCCGCUGUGACAAUAGUAGUUCUGGUGCGUAUCAGAUGACACAUUUGUCAUUGGUUGGUGGAUGCAAAAAAAGAUUCGGUUUUGGAAAAUAUCCCACAAUGUGUAAACUCACAAGGAUGAACAGUGGAACACACACAUAAAGGUUUAUUUCCUUAUUUUUGUUUAUUACCUGCAUAUAUUCAUCCCUUUGUUCUCUGGUUAUUAUUGGUCACUAACGACAUACUAAAUUCAAAAACUGCUCGUGUAUUGUUUUUAACAUUCUUGGCUUUUACCAUUAAAUUUAUCACUACUUGGUAUAAUGUGACAUUCAUCUCACUGAAUAUUAGUCACAUAUUCUAGUGUACAUGUUGGGAUUGUGGCAGAGAUUUUCCAUAUGAUUUAAAGUAUUACUAAGAUCAAAAAAAGAAUACCGCACCAUGACAUCAAUCUGUACUUAUAAAUUAACACAUUUUGCCAAUAAACUCCGAAAUGCUUUUUCCAGCUUUACUGCUUUCACCUUUAAUAUUGUUUCAUAUGUGAGGUGAAGUCCAUAAGCUAUGAUAGAAUCUUAUUUCAUUAGUGAAUAUCGUAAAAUUAAUUAAAAAUCUAAUUUCGUUUUCGAUCAACUACCCCGAAAUAGCAAAAAAGUGGCUGAUCUAAGCCCGUUUCAUUUCUUUUGUUAUUAUGACAACUUAACAUAAAAUUAUAUAAAGUUAAUCUGUUGUUAAUCGAUGCUUGAUUUUGAUGUUAUAGAAGAUAUAAGUUUUGAUCAUGAACGAACAAAUAAGAUAUGCCUGUUCGUUUCCUCAAUCCGUUAUUUUAGUUUUGAAUCAGCUUAUGGAAACUUCCAGAACGAAGCGAGGCAACAUUAUACAACCAAUCGCACAUUCACGGGCCUUUCCGGCAAGCGUAGAAGUUGCGAUUGGUUGACAACAUGAUCAGCAUAAAAGUUUGUGGGUUUUCAGUGUUAGUUAUGAUAGUUUUGGCUAGACCCAUAUUAAUUAUUUUAUGAAGAUUUAUAGUUAUAUUAUUCAUGUAUAUCUCAUUCAACUAAUGACACCUCCUCCCCCCCCCCCCCCAUUUUUUGAUGUUCUUAACCUUUUCCGUGUUUAUAGAAGUCUGUUAUAACUGAAUUUUGUAAUGAGUUAUUAACAUGUACUGAUAUGCACAAACAAAUGGAUAAACACGAAAAAGUUUUUAAUUUGGUUGAACAUGUUUUGUGAUGACAUAGAUCUUGAAAGUAAGUAAUAAGUCGAAAAAUAUCCAAUAUGUCAGAUAUCGAAUGAUCCGGGACUGUUCUUGGAAGUUCGCGCCUUAUAACUUACAAGGUUUUAUUAAAAUUAUGUUGUAUACUAUCUCACAAUGUCUAAGAAAUCAUGACACUGUUGACAAUAUAGCAAUUUUUCUGUUUGUCAUUCCAGUGGCGCAUCCAACGGGUCGGAAACGCCCUCUUUCGUCAGAAAACCUUGCUACAAAGGGUAAAAGUCACGCAUUGUGAUCCCCCUUUGAACACCAAAAUUAGUGGUAGACCCCCUUUUUAAAAAGAAAAUUUCUGGACACGUCACAUGCAUUCAUAUACAUGUGGUGCAUCAUGUUUUUCAUUCUUGCAUUUGACGAGAAGAAACGACAUGAAUCCAUAAUUUCACCCUUAAAUUGUUGCACUGGACAAAAACUACCAUUGUAAACACAUU